Sander lucioperca (pikeperch) is the source of this 6205-nucleotide messenger RNA. It is a transcript of the gene pde4d, whose product is annotated as phosphodiesterase 4D, cAMP-specific. The coding region runs from base 944 to 3079 and encodes 711 amino acids. The transcript is spliced from 15 exons. Gene Ontology annotation, molecular function: 3',5'-cyclic-AMP phosphodiesterase activity. Gene Ontology annotation, cellular component: nucleus; cytosol; perinuclear region of cytoplasm. NCBI's taxonomy places the organism in Eukaryota, Metazoa, Chordata, Actinopteri, Perciformes, Percidae. The record is from RefSeq and is a predicted model, not a curated record. Gene Ontology annotation, biological process: signal transduction.
UUGCUAUGAUUAAUAGUAAAAGUAAAAUUAAUUUUGUCCUCAAUUCCUUUCACCUAUUUUCACUCCCACACAUUAUUCUCAAUUUUAAUAAUGCUAACGUGUUAACACAAAAAAAGCAUGAGGUUUUCAGUAAAUCCUUGUUUCAUUGCUUCUUUUUUUGCAAUAAUGAAAGUCAACCAGCACUAUCUGGUCACUCUCUCCAGGUCAUUGACAUGCUUUAGCUGUUGGUUUUAGGUUAGUGUGGCAGCCGAGUGACUGACACAAGUCCCUCCCUUCAAGGAAUUACUACUACCAAAACAACCACUCCCACUCCAGACAUACCCAAGCUGCAGCUUAGGGAAGCAGAGAGACAGCACAGGAGAGUCAAGUAACUCAAAGACAGGGACACAGUCGUGAAAAGAGAGAACGAGAGACAGAGGUAAUGAGGGAGGGGGAAAAGACCGUGAGAGGAAGAGGAGAUCUUAUUUCCACCAGUCAGGAAAAAAAACAACCUCAGGGACUUGAAAGAGAGAAGCAGAUUGAGAAAGUGGAACAGACUGUGUGUGCCUGGAUGGAUGAGAAAAGAGGAAUAUCACACGCUGGCAAGAAAGAGAAGUGCAAGUGAGUGACAGAGGGAGAGCCGGGUAAAGAACCACAUACUGUCAAACGCUCAGAGCUCGGGGAAAAGCAGCAGCAGCGGUGUGGAAUAAUCUUGGACGGAGGGUUGGAUCUGACUGUACUCGGGUUUGCUCUCAAGCAGCUUGGCAGACCUGACCACUCCACCGAACUAACACUGAGGGAAGGAAGCUCCCACUGGAUCACUUCAGACCAGUUAGGACUGUGGUCAGGCACUGCAGAGGGCUGGUCAGAGGACUCCAGGUGGCCCAGAGGGGGUGUGUGUGUGUGUGUGUGGCUCUAUGUGUGUGUGUGUUUGCAGAUGUAAUGUGGAAGGAAAAACCAGACCAUGAGUAUCAUUCUUAAACCACGGUCGCGCUCCACCAGCUCAUUGAAGAACACAGAGGGAAUAUGUUUCGAUGUGGACAAUGGCACGUCAUCAGGUCGCAGCCCCCUGGACCCCAUGGCCAGCCCGGGCUCAGGCCUCAUCCUGCAGGCCAAUUUUGUCCACAGCCAACGGAGAGAGUCGUUCCUGUACCGCUCCGACAGUGACUAUGACCUCUCACCCAAGUCUAUGUCCCGGAACUCCUCCAUUGCCAGUGACAUUCAUGGUGACGAUAUGAUUGUAACGCCCUUUGCACAGGUUCUUGCCAGCUUGAGAACUGUACGAAACAACUUUGGUGCAUUAACUAAUCUACAGCAAGACCGAGCAUCCAAUAAGAGAUCACCAAUGUGUAACCCACCACCCAUCACCAAGACCACCUUCACAGAGGAGGCCUACCAGAAACUGGCCACUGAGACCCUGGAGGAGCUGGACUGGUGUCUGGACCAGCUGGAGACGCUGCAGACAAGACACUCUGUCAGCGAGAUGGCCUCCAACAAGUUCAAGAGGAUGUUGAACAGGGAGUUGACUCACCUAUCAGAGAUGAGCCGCUCUGGGAACCAGGUCUCUGAGUUCAUCUCCAGCACCUUCCUGGACAAGCAACAUGAAGUGGAGAUGCCAACACCUCAGACGCAGAAGGAGAAGGAGAAGAAGAACAAGCCCAUGUCUCAGAUCAGCGGGGUAAAAAAGCUGCAACACUCCUCUAGCCUCACAAACUCUAAUAUCCCUCGCUUCGGAGUUAAGACUGAGACGGAGGAUGAACUUGCUAAGGAGCUUGAGCAUGUGAAUAAAUGGGGCCUUAAUGUUUUUAAAAUCUCAGAGUUCUCUGGGAAUCGGCCACUGACAGUCAUGAUGCACACUAUAUUCCAGGAAAGAGACUUGUUAAAAACAUUUAAAAUUCCACUUGACACCUUUAUAACAUACCUGAUGACCUUAGAAGACCAUUAUCAUGGCGAUGUGGCCUACCAUAACAACAUUCAUGCUGCUGACGUCACCCAGUCAACUCAUGUGCUGCUAUCCACCCCCGCCCUCGAGGCUGUGUUCACAGACCUUGAGAUUUUAGCUGCCAUCUUUGCCAGUGCAAUUCACGACGUGGACCAUCCUGGCGUCUCCAACCAGUUCCUCAUCAACACCAAUUCAGAGCUAGCGUUGAUGUACAAUGACUCAUCGGUGUUGGAGAACCACCAUCUAGCAGUUGGUUUCAAGCUUCUACAAGAAGAGAACUGUGAUAUCUUUCAAAACAUGACCAAAAAACAAAGACAAUCACUGCGAAAGAUGGUCAUUGACAUUGUGCUAGCAACAGACAUGUCGAAGCACAUGAAUCUACUGGCUGAUCUGAAAACUAUGGUGGAAACCAAGAAGGUGACCAGCUCUGGUGUCUUGCUGCUGGACAACUACUCUGACAGGAUACAGGUUCUACAGAACAUGGUGCACUGUGCAGAUCUGAGCAACCCCACCAAGCCUCUCCAGCUGUACCGACAGUGGACGGACCGCAUCAUGGAGGAGUUCUUCAGCCAGGGUGACAGAGAGCGGGAGAGGAGCAUGGAGAUCAGCCCUAUGUGUGACAAACACAACGCCUCGGUAGAAAAGAGCCAGGUUGGCUUCAUAGAUUAUAUCGUUCACCCUCUGUGGGAGACGUGGGCUGACCUGGUCCACCCGGACGCCCAGGACAUCCUGGACACGUUGGAAGACAACAGGGAGUGGUACCAAAGCACUAUCCCCCAAAGCCCCUCUCCUACCUUGGACGAGCCUGAGGACGGCACUCGACCACCAGGAGGGGACAAGUUCCAAUUUGAGCUCACCCUGGAGGAGGACGGGGAGUCAGACACUGAGAAAGACAGCGGCAGCCAGCCGGAGGAGGAGGAAGACGAGGAUGAGGAGGAGGAGGAGGAUGAGGAGGAGGAAGAAGACGAGGAAAACAGCUGUACUGACUCUAAAACACUCUGUACACAGGACUCUGAAUCAACAGAGAUUCCUUUAGACGAACAGGUGGGGGAGGACGAAGAGGAGGAGGUAGCGGAAGAGGGGGAGACACCCUGCUCACAACCGUGUGCCGUGGAGGAAGAGGUAGCAGAGGAGAAAGAGGAAACCCCUGACACAUAGCAGUUUAUGGACAGCACCUGAUUAACUGUUCUUCUUAGUAAUGACAGAUGAUUAUUUAUAGAAUAUUUUUUGGGGUUUUGUGGGGUCUGUCUGUGUUUUUUAUACAUCUAUGUUUAUGGUUCCAAAGCGUGUGCUGCUCUCCACCUUUGCCACUCCGCCUGUCAGCUUCGUUCAGACACGCCCACCGGUACUUCAAGUUUUUUUGCACUCAGGAAAACUCCUCUCCAUACCUGUUUGUACUAAAGUGGUGUGUCCUUAUUUCACUUCUACGCCUUCCCUUUUACAAACUUAAGUUUAGUACAUUUAGUACAGUCUGCUCAGUGCUGUUCACAUAAUAUCAAAUUUUCCUUUCGUCCGCUUCGUCUCAGCCUUGUCUAAAACUUUAGCGGUGUUUCUGUGUUUUAUCAAGUGCCCAUACUCCACAGAGACGGCUAACGGUGUGUUCAAGGAGAAUCUCCCUCUCAAUUAGGCCAUUUCCUUUCUUUUUCCGAAUUAGGAGGCAUUUUAUGCUGCUGUCCGCUGAAAACCUGAUGGCAGAUGACGCCGCAGAGAUGAAAGCUGGAUGGCUGGAUUACAUUUGGAGUGUUCUGAUGUGUUUGCACUUGCUCCAAUAUUGCAUUUAUACUACUAUUCCCAUGCCACUAUACCCCUAUUUGGUUAUUCCUGUGAGUUGAAAAUUGGAAUUUAUUCAUAGUUUUUUUUAUUAUUUUGGUGAGAAUUUUUAUUGACUAGGAAGCAGGAACCCGAAGUCUUAUGCUUUACUCUUGAAUUUGUUUAUUGAAAUUGUUUAUGAUGAAGUCUUUCAAUUUUAUUAUUGUUGCCUGCAGUUCUUUUGAACACAUCCUGAGACAAUGCAAUGCUUUGUAGUUGAUACAGAAAGCACCUUUUUUAGAAGCUUGAUUAGUGCUCAGAGUAUACAGAAAUAGUAAUGGUGUUAAAAACUACUGGGGUGAUUUUAUACCAAUGUUAUGAAAGCUUUUAUUGUCCUUUUAUUUUUCUUGCCCAUUUUGUUUGACGUCCACAUCACAAACAGCUGCAUACUUUGUUUGUUUUCAGAAACUUUAUUUUCUGUUAAGAGGUAUGCAUUUUUUUUUCAUCAAAAUAAUGUUUCAUUUUGCCUUCUCUACAUUAAACCCAGUUGCUGUCUUUGUUUUCGACAAGACAAUCAGCUCCGUUGCGUAGUCAUCAGAUAAAUCUAUCCUCUACGUAGAUAUUCUAAUGCACUGAUAUGUUCAUAUAUCACCACUUAAAUAUUUGUAAUAUGUUUAAACACGCCAAAACACUCACUCAUGAAUACAUAGGCUUGAACAGUGCUGUCUUACACCUGGGCCAAGACUCUUUUUCCAUGUUUCUAUCAUUUUUCACUUUACACCUGAUGCUAUUAUUUAUUGGUAUACUUUUGUAAUUGUUGAGUCAUUUUUGCAAUAUAAAGGUGGUACAGUAAAUAUUUAACUGUAGCAUAGACCACAGUACAGGCUUGGCAGUUACAAUACCCAAAUAUACCUUUUUUUUCUCUGUGUACAUAAAAUAUGAAAAAUCAACAAAUGUAAAAAGAAAAAAAAAACUUGAAAUACUGCACAUUGUUUUUUUAAAGGGGGCUUAUUUUAAUUUUCAUUUCGAAACUUCAUUCAUUCAUUUUGUGCCAAGAUUUUUUUUCUCUCUCUUUUUCAUCUUCACCCAAUGCCCUUACCUGUAAUAAAAUGUUCUGGUUUUAUCGCUGUUUACAAAAUUAUAUUUAUUGUGCUGUAUAUAAUAUAUAAUUAUUAAUGUUAUUACUAUCAUAAUGCCGUUUGCUGUAAAUGGUUGAUUCUUAUCAUCCCUUUUGAUGAUGGUGUGGCUGUAUUAUGUACAAUUUGUUGAGAGAAUGUUUAUUACAGUGUAAAAGCUUCAGUGUAAAAAUGAUCCAUUGACAUGUUGCUUAUCUGAGAAGUAGCUCAGUGAAGAGAGGGGGAAAGCCAAAUUGUUUUUUAAAAAGAAACUGUUCCUUGGCCCAUGGGCUGUGCCUUAAAUUCAACGCAUGUCAUUUACUUUAGCCUUUUUUUCUAUUUUUUUUUUCUAGUUCUCUUUUGCUGCAUUAGUGAAUAUUUGGCUUGGGUUGGCCUGAUCUCCUGUUGUGAAUUGGAAAAUGUUGCCUUUUUACUAUCACAACCAAACACAUACUGCUCCAUCAAAAAUGUGUCUCUGAAGAAAAUAUGUUGUCAGUGCAGAAGCUUGCAGGGAUUCAGGUCAACCACAAGCCAAAGAUGUCCUACUUGAGUGAUGUGUGGCCUAUAGCCGGAUGUCCAAGAGUCGUAUUUGCUGUAGACCUGGUCGAAACAACUCACACCUUCCUUACGCCCUGCCACUACACUCAAAGAUGUGACUAAACCGGUCGGAUUUAAACGAUAUGGGAGUAAGUUUUCUGUGUGUGUGCAGAGUUACUGCAGUGUCGUCUACAUCCAUGUGGUUGUACCACAGCUCCAAACACUGAAUGGGGUGCAACAGGAGUGUGUAGUUGCUUCGCAACCACAGCCUACGAAGCACAGAGGCUUUGAGACACAUCUGCAUGUUCAGCCACUGCUGCAUUAAUUAUGGCUGAAACACUGACAGUGUGUUGCUUAUCUAUGCUCGGCCCACACUUCCACUCGCAUUACUUGCAAUAUUCAAAACAACUGACAUCUUUCUGCCGGACAGGAGAAGGGUUUAGUAUAUUUCUGUAGUGAAGGGCAGAUUGGGGUGGGUGGGAUGGGGGUUUGGGUGAGUGCAUCAUUGUCCCGAAACAGGGACUCUUAUUUUGACACACAUACUGUAGAUUCUAAACAGCCCUGGACCAAUGGAAACAGUGGGUUCUUUUCUCAUUCUGUGUUCUAUUUUUUAUGGUAUGAAAGGAAAACACAAACUGUAACUUAAAAAAAGGUCUUCAGGACAAUUAUUUUUUGGGUUAUGUCUUUAGAAUGCCAACUUGUCUGGACGUUUCACAGGACAAUUAAAAUGUUAUUUUAAUGGAUUCCUUGUUAAUUGCAGUCUAUUGGAUAGCACUGUAGAUCAUACAACUUUAUGUAAAAAAACAAAUAAAAAAGAAUGAAAAAAAAGUUUUUAUAUGCAAUGGAUUAAAUAAAAGCAUGGGUUGAUUCUGCCUACUCACUG